AUGCUUUUAUUCAGCACAUAUUCAUACGCCAUAUUCAGGUACUCCAUUCGUAAUUCCGGGCACAGCGACACGCUUUUCACAAUAUCAUUCGUGCAAUUACAACUGACUGUGUCCGUGAAUAUUGUCAUCAUCAUCGCUCCCAAGUUCUACUUGGUAUCUGGGGAGUCCACGCGACGUGCGAUGACGCUAGGCGGACACUCAGGCAGAGCACAUCCCUCAUUAGCGAAGUUGAGAGACAACAUUCUAAAUGGGACAAUUGACUUCGCUGAAGUUCCCAUAGCUGAUAUGAAUCCAGAAGACAUACGAGCUGAACUCAAGCGCGUGUAUACCCAAUUGCGGAUGUACAAACUGAAGAACUUGUACCAGGACAACCCACACAUUUCGAAAAAACGUGGUGGGAAAAAGUGGAGUGACAAAACGGGAAAAGUUCGUUUCACGCGUAGAAUAUCCAUGCCAGGAAGCUCUCCGCAAGGUACGAAGCCUCGGAUUGAGGAGGACGAGAAGAGCGACCUCACAGUCGAAUCCGCUCCUCAUAAUGUCUACCUUAGCGCAUAUAAACUUCAGCUGGAGCCGAACCACUCCGUGCGGGUCUAA
Messenger RNA from Cylicostephanus goldi, 594 nucleotides. NCBI's taxonomy places the organism in Eukaryota, Metazoa, Nematoda, Chromadorea, Rhabditida, Strongylidae. The record is from the annotation of a GenBank genome assembly.